AUGGCGGCCAUGUUGGUUCCUCCAUGGCUUGAAUCAUUGCUAUCAACAGCCUUCUUCUCCAUCUGCCCAUCACACAAAGAUGCCCCCCGAAGCGAAUGCAACAUGUACUGCUUAGAUUGCAACAAUGGCGCAUUUUGCUUUUACUGCAGAUCAUCAAGGCACAAAGAUCACCAAGUAAUUCAGAUCAGGCGGUCGUCGUAUCAUGAUGUUGUUAGGGUGUCUGAGAUUCAGAAGGUCCUAGACAUCAAUGGAGUUCAGACUUAUGUGAUAAACAGUGCGAGAGUACUGUUUUUGAAUGAGAGGCCUCAGCCUAAAAAUGCCGUUAAAGGGAGCUCACAUAUUUGUGAAGUAUGUACUAGAAGUCUCUUGGACCCCUUGCGUUUUUGUUCAUUGGGAUGCAAGCUUGUGGGACUAAAGAAGAAUGGGGAAGCAAGCUUUAUCUUGAGCGCAAAGAAAGCAGAAGAGGAGGGAAGAAGGGAAGGAAUAGAAAUAAGAUUGCCAUCAAAAGAGUUAGAAGAUCAAUUGCCUCAAGGAAUGCAACAAGACAUGUACCAAAACACUCCAACUCCACCUCCACCUCAUCAUUCAAAUUCAAAUUCAAGGAGAAGGAAAGGCAUACCUCAUAGGGCACCUUUAGGGCCCUAA
This is a messenger RNA of Prunus armeniaca (apricot), 645 nucleotides long. NCBI's taxonomy places the organism in Eukaryota, Viridiplantae, Streptophyta, Magnoliopsida, Rosales, Rosaceae. The record is from the annotation of a GenBank genome assembly.